This is a messenger RNA of Spathaspora passalidarum NRRL Y-27907, 2633 nucleotides long. RefSeq lists its product as uncharacterized. The transcript has 3 exons. The record is from RefSeq and is a predicted model, not a curated record. The coding region runs from base 143 to 1612 and encodes 489 amino acids. NCBI's taxonomy places the organism in Eukaryota, Fungi, Ascomycota, Pichiomycetes, Serinales, Debaryomycetaceae.
UUUUCUUUUGUGCUAGAUAACGCGCAAACGAGGAGUGAGACUACUAAAGUUACCUAAAUUUAAACAAACUGAAAGGUAACCUCCUUUUUCUUUAUAAUUAGUAUUGGAUUCAGGGAAAGGGUUGAUCAAUCAGAAUAUAAGCAUGUCGCUUGUUAUUCAACCUGUUACUGGUGAUACCAAGCUGGAUCAGACGAUAGAUCCUGAAGAAGAUUGGACCGAGAUCAAACAGAGGAAAUUGGAAGAGUAUAUUAAACAGUACGUUAAGAGCUUAUCAGAGAGUCACCCUCGUCUGUUUUAUAAGCGUAUCAAUUGGGCAGAGUUGAUCAAUGUGGUGGGUGUGAAUGAUCGGGAGUUCCUUCAGUUGAAAGUGGAUGAGAUCUAUGACGACAUGUUUGAUCAGUGGGAUGACGAAGGAGAGUUGGAUAUUAGUAAGAUUAUAUCUGGUUGGAAGAAUAAGGGGAAUCCGUUGUAUCGUGAGGUUGUGCUGAUGAUUGAGACCAUUGGCCUUGAGCAAUUCAAGGUUGAUUUGCCAGAGCCAGUGCCAGAGCCAGUGCCAGAGCCAGUGCCACAUCCACAGAAUGUAGAGGAACAACCAAUUGAGCGAAUGCCCUCGAAUAUUGAGUUCAAGAAUGUCCAAAGAGAUAUUAGUGGAGAUAAUACAGUGUCUGAACCACGACAAACUCUACCCAAGGUUCAAUCUAGAGGAUCUUUAACGCCACAAGUUGGAUUGCCGCAACUUACAAAAAAACAACGGAGACUAUCCCUCGAUUUAAUGCAUCCCAAGCCAACAUCAAUCGAUCGAGGAAAUGUACUUGACGAAUCCAUAUUGACUGCUCCAGCCGGGCCCGAAACUACGACCGUCAAUGUCAUAACCAAGGCUGAGGUAGGUCCUAGAGCUCCCAUGAAAUCAACCAAAUCUACCCAAAACAAAUCCCAUAAAAAGUUUCUGUUACUAGGAACCAAAAAGAAAACGAAAUCAAAAACAAACUUAAAACAAAUUGAAGACAAGGGAUACACGCUUUCUUCUGAUAGGCGUCGCAUAUCGCUUGUUGGAGAGAGCUUACCAUUGUACAUUCGCAACCAGUUGACAUUUGCACAACAAACUGCAUCGCAUAAACCAUCAAAGAGACAAAUACUCACCUUGACUGAAUCGCCAAAAAUGUCACCUGUCGUCCCCGCUGCAAAUACUCAGGAUACCGAUGAACCAUCUGCAUCCAGUAGUCCCGAAAGCGUAGUUGUUAAACUGGGAAGAUUACAAAACCUUCUUGCCAAUUCUCAAUCCUUAUACGCCCACUCAAAAGAUAAUAGAGAAAUGGCCACAGGUAUUUCACAUUCACAUACCCAAACAACAAACACAUCAGAAAAUACAAGUCAAAGAUUGCAUUAUGAUUCCGAUGACGAGGACAAGGAGUAUAUCCUGCCCGAUCUGUUGACGCGAUAUUACGGUCUUCAAUUGGAGGGGGACGAAGACGACGAAGAGGAGAUUUUGAAUGAAAUUGACGAAAGCGAAGAAAAUGGGUUUGUUAAUGUAUAUGGUAACUUUUCUAACGAUGUUCGUGAUGAGAAUAACAGUAUCGAUGAUAUUGAUGAUGAUUAUUUAUUUAAAAUAUAGCUAAAUACUUUUUUUUUUUCUUUUUUAAUCUUCCAUGAUUUGAUUUUUAGUUCUCCUUAAUGCAGUAAGAGUGUAUUCGUACAUGAAUAAUGAUAUAGCACUGGUUGGUGCCGUUUUAAGGACACUAAUUCCGAACCCCUUGUAUAACCCAAACACCCCUUCUCGUGUAAUUAUGUUUUUGAAUAUGGUAAUGGCACUGGCGCCGUCCUUUCCAUAGACAAUUGAAUGCAUUUGACAUCUCUUUCUCAAAGUGUCCAACGGAAAUGUUAUACCCUUGGAAGUAGCCCCAGCAAGGAACCCACAGAACCCCUCUAUAAACGGGAUAUGUUUGUAAUCAGUGGCGAAAUCUCGGGCUAAUUCAUAUGACCAGAACAUUAAUGCUGUAGUCGAUGCCACUGAAAGCAUUGCUGGUUUCGCCCCGGCAAACAUCCCCACAAUUCCCUCUUCCUUCAUAAUCUUCUUAAUAGUGCCUGUCAUAGAUAGGAAGUUUCUCUCUGAAUUAGCUACCAAUCGGGUCCGCAACAAGUCAAACGGGUAUGUUGUAAGUGUGCUUGCGAUCCCGGCCCCACCACCAACCACCAAUGCAUGGGUGGCUGAAUUGAGAUUGCUGUAUUGACUUAACCACUUGUUAAGUACCGAGUAAGAAGUGAACUGAACCCCACCGUAUAUAAUGUAGAGGAUCUCGGCGGGAACGUUUCCCUUCCAUAACGCAGCAAGACCUUCGUUUUGAACAAGGUUCUUGACAAUGGUGAACACGGACUUUCGCUGUUUGAAGUUCUUGGGACUGAGUUGUAAUCGGAUUUUUAUGGUGUCUAAAGGUGCAGUGACCGCUCUUGCAACUGCUCCGGAUAUGGAUCCCGAAACCAAUGCUUCGUAUGGUGAUACCGUAGACCCUUUGUGUAAAUGAUCUUCUCUUCGUUUGCUCAUUAAUUCAACAGGGAUAUACCCUUGUAAUCUAUCUAUAAAUAUGCUUGAAGACUAAAAAGCAACUAAAGUUGUGAGUGGUAGAUUGUUGUAGCAU